UGGACGUUCUCUCCCUCCGGCCUCCGCGCCUUCCUGUCUGCUGAAAGUCUCGCCGAGCUGCAGAAGUCCUGGCCGAAUGGCAGAGAACACGAAGCGCGACACCGGCGGCGGGGGAUGGCGAAGGGGUCCCUUGCAGGCCGAGGGGAAGAGGGGGACUCCGUGAGGCGGGCGGGCUGCCCCCCAGGCGCACGAGGCCGAGCCCCCCGGCCCACGCCCACCCCCGGGAGCCGCCGCGGUGCAAACUCCGAGUCCCCAGGCCAAGAUCUGAGCAAGUCCUAGGCGCCAUUGCUGCCUCAUGACCUUCAUAUGUCCGAUUCCAGCUGAGCAACAUGUCCCGUUCUCUCUAUCUUGGAUCAAAGACAUCUGCACCCUCUGUUGGUUAUGACGAGGAUGUAGCAUUCCUGAACUGACUCCCUGCCUGCUGCCAAAUCCAGAGGUCUUCUGCCCCAUCCUACGCAGUUCCCUGUGUGAGCUGUCUCUUGUCCUUCAGCUCUCCAGGAAGCUUUUAGGCUCUGUGGUCAUGGGUCCCGUCCAGCUAACUACAGCUGUAUGGCUUGUGUCUGUGUUGCUGUGUGAGGUGGCCUCUCAGAACCUCAUCAAGAGUCCCAAGAAAGAGAAGACGGAGCAUUUGCUCCUCAUCAGUGAGGUCAACGCAGAUAAUCCAGGGGACGAUACCUCCGAGUACGUGGAGUUGUAUCACACUAGUGGCCGGCAGACUCCUCUUGAUGGCUACCACUUGGUUUUUUACAACGGCAACGGCAACAGAGCCUACAGAGUUAAGGACCUCGCGGGCUUUUCCACCGAUAGCCAAGGGUUCUUCCUCGUUGGGUCCUCCGCGGUCAUGCCCCGGCCAUCGGUGAUCCUGCCUAAGAACACAAUCCAGAAUGGGCCAGAUGCAAUUGCUGUGUAUUUUGGGAGGGGACCCUUCUAUGAAAACAUGAUGGUCACCAAUGAGAGCCUGGUGGAUGCCUUGGUCCAUAAAUCGAAAAACAGUGACCGAGCGGAUGACUUGGUCCGUAUUCUGACUCCUGGCAUAGAGCCUUACUUGGAGGACCCGCUCUUCAGGACCUCAGACGAGUCUCUGGAAAGAUGCCAAGGGAGGGAUUCGCACUGGUUUUUCCAAGUGGCGACACCGACCCCUGGCUCGGAGAACCACUGUGUGCCUUUUGCACAGCUGAAUGCGUCCACCUUGCUGAUCAGUGAGGUCAAUGUAGUGUCUUCCCCCGGGGAGUUUGAGUAUGUGGAGUUACAAGGGCCUCCAUCCACUGACGUCAAGGACCUGAUGCUGGUUCUGGUCGAAGGGAGCACCCAGAAGAUCUACUUUGCCAUGGAGGUGUCCGGCAGAACGUCUCCUGAUGGGCUGCUUCUCAUUGGUCCAGGCCAAGCUGGAACCCGAG
This is a messenger RNA of Gekko japonicus, 1397 nucleotides long. RefSeq lists its product as uncharacterized. The annotation marks the transcript as partial. Lineage: Eukaryota; Metazoa; Chordata; Lepidosauria; Squamata; Gekkonidae. The record is from RefSeq and is a predicted model, not a curated record. The transcript has 2 exons.